CCUCAGCCUUACCAAAAUGCAGAAUCUUCACUUCCAGCUUCUGGGCUUCCUCUGGAGUCUGGAAUAUGAGCUGUAUUCCCCCAGCUCUGGAAACAUACGUUGAUACGACUCUUAGCCGACGAAAGUUGUUGCACGGCUCUCGCUCCAACACCUCAGCACGAGCAGCAGAAGCACAUGAACCCUGGAGGACGAGUAUUGGAGGUCGACAACUGGACUCAGACUUGACACACUGCAUCAAGAACCUGUUCAGUAGCAAAGAACGAUGCUUACGCUUAUAAAUCUUGGUCAUCGGCUGCUUGGUGGAAAUUUACAAUCGCCCUUGCUCACGACCCCUCUUAUCAAAGAAGAAGUUGUCGAGAAUCCGCCUUUCAACUUCCUGGCACUACCCUUAGAUCUCAGGCUCGAAAUUUAUAGAUGCAUAGCCAACAUUGCGUCUUCCCCCUACCCCGGGGAAAGUCCACUCUACCCAUUUUUCUUCGUCAGCCAACAAGUCCGAUUCGAAGCUAGCUCGGUUUUCUAUGCCGUGUCCGGCUUGAUAUUCCCAAGUCCAUCCAAGUGCUUGUCUUUCCUGGAGUUGACGACGCCUCAUAUCCACUUCCUCACUUCUCUGGCUAUUUCUGUUCCUGACGGAGACACAUAUUCUCUGGAGCCUAUUUUUGGGAUGUUAUACGAAGCCGAUGUACCAAUAAAGACUCUGGUGCUUGAUCUUCAAUGUCGCCGGACAGCGUCUGCCCAACCGGACAAGAAACAUGUUCUGGCCCAACCAGUUGGUGAACAUGCACUGGAACGAGCACGCGAACGAGCACAGUCCCUGGAAACGGCCUAUCAGCGACAGAAGCAAAGCCGGGCAGACGAUCUAAACUCGGCGGAUGAUAGCAUUGCAUACCCGUGGCCGUCGAACCUUGGAAAGCUGAAGGACAUCAGAUUCAUAGCGAUUGAUGGGAACCCAUCUGAUAAUUGGAGCGUUGAGUUUGAACUGGCGGUACUCUGUUUGCAUGAAAGGAUGUACAGAAUUGUAGGAAAUGUAGAUGGUCGGGCACCUGCUUGGUACGGAAGGUGGGGAGACUGGUAUUGGUUCGGCAGCCGUGAAGUGACUAAAAGAGGCGAUAUGAUUAAGAGCCUUGCGUCCUUGAACCCUUCCUUGAGGUGAGCUGCUGAGCCACAUACAGACCGAGAUGGAAGUGGUGCGUUCUAUAUUUAGCAUAAGAAAGCAGUUAAGAGUGUAUAUAUCUCUUCAUAUGUCACGAAUCUCAAAAAUUCAGG
This is a messenger RNA of Mollisia scopiformis, 1263 nucleotides long. RefSeq lists its product as uncharacterized. NCBI's taxonomy places the organism in Eukaryota, Fungi, Ascomycota, Leotiomycetes, Helotiales, Mollisiaceae. The coding region runs from base 263 to 1150 and encodes 295 amino acids. The transcript has a single exon. The record is from RefSeq and is a predicted model, not a curated record.